Molecule: messenger RNA, 1569 nt
Organism: Lutzomyia longipalpis
Lineage: Eukaryota; Metazoa; Arthropoda; Insecta; Diptera; Psychodidae
Product: otefin-like
Exons: 2
Coding region: 412-1458 (348 amino acids)
Source: RefSeq, a predicted model, not a curated record
CACCAUUCUCAUUGAUUCCAGCUUCUUGUUCAGCACUAAACACUUGAAAUACAAGCUUGAGGCGAAUUUACUUUGCUCAUUGAGGCGAUUAGCCGCCAAUUUUGCAUCCAUUAUUAUCUGUUCUAGUGAUAUCGACAUGAUUUUUGGUUGUUUUCUGUGAGAUUUUCUGAUUUUCUGCUCCAAAAAAACACAAAAUAUUUUUCUUUUUGACGUUUCUCACUCCCCUUUGGCGAUGGUAGCGCCACAGUUUUCAAAAAUUCUCCGUCGUUUUCCGUUGUCUUCCGCUUCAGGCUUCUGUUUCUCUGUGUUCCCCCCGUGAAAAACGUCCAGGAAACGUUCCAGUUAUCAUCCAAAUUGUUUUCCGUGAAUUGCGUUCAACGCCCGCGUCUUUGGUAUUUGAGGUUAGGAAUCAUGUCUGCGGAUCCGGAUAAUUUGGAGGCGCUCUCAAAUGACGAGCUACGGCAUCAAAUGUCAAUUCUGGGGCUACCCAAGGUUCCCAUAACGGACACCACGCGAAAAGUUCUCAUAAAACGCAUCAGGAAUCACCUCAAGGAGGCCAAGACAAAAACACGCCGGGAAACGGUUGCUGUGGUGAAAUACUCCUCAGAUGAGGAUGUUGCAUCAGAACCGGAAGUGGCAAAGGGGAAGACCAAUAGGAGAGCCACAUUGGCAGCUCCUGUUGCGGCGCCGAAAGUCCCGGAGAAGGUUUCGGCUCAAGUGAAGCCACAGCGUCGUUCCGGACGCAUAACACCUACUCAGGUGUCCUUGGUUGAUGUACCACCACCAGCGAAGAUUGCCAUGUCACCCGUUGUGUCGCACAUCAUUGAGGACAGUGAUGAGGAGGCGGAUGAGAUUCUAACGCAAUUCCCCCCGGCAAGACGAUCAAAAUCCAAAUCUCCGUCACUUUCACGCAGUGACGUCGUUACAACGUCCUACAAGCAGGUCAUUGAGUCCGUAAAGGAGUCUCCGGAGGAGGAGGAGGAAGCCAUGGAUGUGGAUGUGCCACCGAGACCCCCAUCGCGCCCAUCACAGGCCUACUAUCGCCCAUCGCCGUCAUACAAAUUGUUGGACUCUGGCCUUGAGAAUCGUCGCACAAUUGGCGGCUUUUCCGGCACACGCUAUUCCAGCUACACUCCAUCCUACGAGAGUCGCUACUCCACACUCUCCACGCAGUACUCGCAGAAGCGUGACGCACAGGAGGAGCAGGAUGAGCAGCUGGAGACGCCCUACUUGAGUGACUUCACGCGACGCCUUUCCCAGCUCAAGGCUCAUCGUCUCGACGCCGCAGCCCCAGUCUAUCGUGCGGAUUCCUCCACCACGAAGCCCACCAACUCAAUUUCAGCCUCAAUUGCGGCUCUCUUCAAUGCUCUCGAUCGCAAAUACAACCUCAAACGGAAUCUCCUCAUCCUCUCAGCGGUCCUCCUGGUUAUUCUUCUCUUUGUUCUGUUCCUCUACUAAUCAACAAACCGCCACAGCCCCCUCCAAAUGGGCACCACCCCCACCCCUCAAUUAAUCCCUGUACAACAUUUCAAAAUUUUAAAUAAAAUUGACAUUUUUCUUUCUAUUGCA